GAGUAACAGACGUAAGCUUUUCUAAAUUUGUAAAUAAAUGGAAUAAUAGAUAGCUGUUGCAAAACUUAUAACGAGUAACAGUCAACUUUCGUUUUCGAAAAUGCCAGGUAAUAGAAAUCGUAGUGGGAAGGCACCCAAAGAUGGCCAGACACAUGGGGAAGACUCAAAUACAGAUAUAAACCUUGUUGAUGAAUCAAGUCCAAUCAUACAGGCUUUCAAGCAAUACCAGAAUGAACUCGACACCAAACAUGAUAAACAUGAGCGAUUGGUCAAAUUAAGUCGUGAUGUUACACUUGAAAGCAAAAGAGUUAUAUUUCUGCUACAAAGAAUUGCUGGCGGCACUGACGAGAACAAAAACAAUGUCUUAAAAGAGGCAGAUACAAAACUACAAGCAAUUCAAGAUGACCACUUCAGAAAGAUCGCAUUAGAGCUAGAUGGGGAAGACCCCUAUCAGUUCCUUAAAGCUUAUACUGCAGGCAUGCAGGAAUAUAUUGAAGCAGUAACAUUCUUCCAAUAUCACAAAGAUCAGAGUCUCACAAAUCAUCUUACCAUACAACGACAGUUACAGUUCACACAGAAUUGCCCUACAGAUGAAACGUCAAACAGUACACUGCCAAAUGUUGAGAAUCCAAAACUUCCGAAAUUAGAUAUACAAGACCAACCAGUUAAACCACUUGAUAGUGCUUCAUGUGAAUCUAGUUACCAUGACUCCCAAAUCUCUGCCAUAAAAACAAUAGAAGUCUUAGUGACUCCCCUGGACUAUAUCCUAGGUGUCGCCGACCUUACUGGAGAAAUUAUGAGGCUUGCAAUCAACAGUGUCAAGACUGGAAACGCAAACUUUCUCUUCCAGCUAUGUGAUUUCAUGCGGGAAAUCCACAAUGCAUUUAUAUCAUUUGGAAAUAUUCACCGGGAGAUUAGGCGGAAGUUAAAUGUAUUGCAACAGAGUUUGAAGAAGGUGGAGACUGCGUGUUAUACGCUACAGAUCAGAGGUUCUGAGAUUCCAAAGCAUAUGUUAGCUGAUGUGCUUAGUGGUAAAACUAUGGAUGGCCCAGUGUAUCGAGACUUUGAUCAAGAUGAACCUCAGGACCAAUAGAUGGAAUAAAAAAUCAUGUUUUUGGGAAACAUUCCAAAAGGAAAGCAAAAUGAUACAUAGCAGACAACAUUGGCUCAUUAAAACGAGUGUCAUAUUACUGAUAUCAACAGUGAUGAAAAAUGGAAAAUAAGAUGAAUAAAAAACCCUUUGUGGAUAUCCCAAUAAAUUGGACUGUGCUACUUUUACUACUGAAAAACUGACAGUUUUGAGAGUAUUGAGUACGCUAGUAUAUUAGAUAUGUCAUCCAAAAUCACCAUAGUUAGUAGAUAACUUUGCAUUGAUAGUUUGAGCUAUGAUUUUACUUUUCCAGAAAUCAUUAGAAACUCUCAACCAAAUAAAAUAUUAUUCUAAAGCACACACAGUGAUCUCCCCAGCAAUAAAGCAGGUUGGCGCAGCACCCACUUAAGAUUUUAAAAACAGGCUUGCACCCACUUGAAAAUGAGAAAAAUCAUGAAAAAUGGGCAUAUUUUGACCAAUUUAGGUGUGAAUUGUUAAAACAGAAAUUGAGAAUUUC
Molecule: messenger RNA, 1607 nt
Organism: Owenia fusiformis
Lineage: Eukaryota; Metazoa; Annelida; Polychaeta; Sabellida; Oweniidae
Source: the annotation of a GenBank genome assembly